CAUCCUCUGACCCCUAAACGUCAGGCAGCCUAAAACAAAGAAUUGGGUUGCACUGGUUUCUCUGAGCUUCGCGACCCUGGCACCGCGGUUGGGACCCCGUGGGCUGCGUCCAUGCUCAUGUAGCUUUUGUAGACAUUUUUCACCGAUCGUUGCACGUUCUGCAUUUCCGAUCGUGUGACACGCCUUCUGGAGCCUUUGCUGACUGUUUUCUGCCCCACACCCGCAGGGCACAGUGCAACUGACUGCUCCGAGUACGCACCGGGCGCCUCCAGCUGCAGCCGAGGAGAUAAGCAGCCCAAGUUGGGAGAUGUGCCUUGAGAGCCCUUGCAGAAAGAAGUGCUGACCCCAGAUGCUGGCACUGUGCGCUCCCCGGGUUCCAAAGUGAGGACACUGAGCAAGAGUCGGUGUUAGAGGUGCAGCCUCCCGGCCAUCAGAGCUUCCAGCAGGUUCCUCAUCUAGAGUGAACCAGCCCAGGCAGGACCAUGCGGCAGCAGCGGCAGCGCCUGCUCACCUUGCCCGAGGUCGGCACCUGGGUGAACCUGCACCAUGCACAGAAGGCCAGGGAAGGGGCGCCCCAGUGGGAAGAUGUGACUAAAAUGUUUGAAGGAAAAGCUCUGCUACCUCAGGAUGCUGAUGUGAGCCAUGGAGGCAGUUUGGAGGAUGGAGUGACCCCUGGGACCCCAGCAACAGAAUCUCAGGAACUGUUAACCUUCAAGGAUGUAUCUGUGGACUUCACCCCAGAGGAGUGGGGGCAGCUGGCUCCCGCUCACCGGAGUCUGUACCGGGAGGUGAUGCUGGAGAACUAUGGGAACCUGGUGUCAGUGGGAUUUCAGCUUUCCAAACCUGGUGUGAUUUCCCAGUUGGAGAAGGGAAAAGAACCGUGGCAGAUGGAGGGAGAGAUUUCAGGAGGUCCAAAUUCAGAUAAGAGUACAGCAGACGUGGGGAGUAAAGCAGAAACCAAAGAGUCAACCUUAAAGAAUGACAUUUCAUGGGAAGAAGUGCACCAUGGCCUGAUGAUGGAAAGGUCCACUAGAGGAAGCACCUUGUGUUCCACAUUGGGAAGAGUCUCCAAAUGUGAUAAGUUAGAAAGGCAGCAGGAAAACCAAGGAAUAGGUGAGGAGCAAGUCCCCCUGAUCCACCAGAAAAUGCUCUCUCAGGAGCAAGGCCCAGAAUCUAACAGAUUUGAGAAAAUAAUUAACAUGAGCUCAAGAGUAAUGCCAGGACCAGUAGGUCUUCCAAGAAUAAGAGACCAUAAAUAUGAUACAUCUGGAAAAAGAAGUAGAUACAAUUUAGAGUUGAUUAAUCAUUCAAGGAGUUACACAAAAAUGAAAACCUUUGAAUGUAAUAUUUGUGAGAAAAUCUUCAAACAGCUCAUUCACCUUACUGAACACAUGAGAAUUCAUACUGGAGAGAAACCAUUCAGGUGUAAGGAAUGUGGAAAAGCCUUUAGCCAAAGUUCAUCCCUUAUUCCACAUCAGAGAAUCCAUACUGGUGAGAAGCCCUAUGAAUGUAAAGAAUGUGGGAAAACCUUCAGGCAUCUUUCAUCCCUUACUCAACAUGUCAGAAUUCAUACUGGAGAGAAGCCCUACGAAUGUGGAGUGUGUGAGAAAGCCUUCAGCCAGAGCAUUGGACUAAUCCAGCAUCUGAGGACUCAUGUUAGAGAGAAACCUUUUACAUGCAAAGACUGUGGAAAGGCAUUUUUCCAGAUUAGACAUCUCAGGCAACAUGAGAUUAUUCAUACUGGGGUGAAACCCUAUAUUUGUAAUGUAUGCAAUAAAACCUUUAGCCAUAACACAUACCUAACUCAACACCAGAGAACUCAUACUGGAGAAAGACCAUAUAAGUGUAAGGAAUGUGGAAAAGCCUUUAGUCAGAGAAUACAUCUUUCUAUUCACCAGAGAGUCCAUACUGGAGUGAAACCUUAUGAAUGCAGUCAUUGUGGGAAAGCCUUCAGGCAUGACUCAUCCUUUGCUAAACAUCAGAGAAUUCAUACUGGAGAAAAACCUUAUGAUUGUAAUGAAUGUGGAAAAGCCUUCAGCUGUAGUUCAUCACUUAUCAGACACUGCAAAACACAUUUAAGAAAUACCUUCAGCAGUGACAUGUGAAAUAUAAUCAACAUCAGAGGAUCUGUAUUGGAGCAAAAACCUCUAAAUUAGUGGCUUCUUGACUAUUAGAUUUCAAAAACCAAUAGUAUUUUUUUAAUGGUUUGAUAAGUGUUACCAACUAUUAGUAAUGCCACAUUAAAAAUCAAUCACCUUUUAUCAGUAGGAAGGCUAGAAUAAUUAUAAUGAACUUGAAUAUUGAAUUAAAUCAGCUUUAAAU
This is a messenger RNA of Tupaia belangeri chinensis (Chinese tree shrew), 2322 nucleotides long. RefSeq names its product ZFP69 zinc finger protein B (gene ZFP69B). Gene Ontology annotation, biological process: regulation of immune system process; negative regulation of transcription by RNA polymerase II; regulation of cytokine production. NCBI's taxonomy places the organism in Eukaryota, Metazoa, Chordata, Mammalia, Scandentia, Tupaiidae. The record is from RefSeq and is a predicted model, not a curated record. Bases 483 to 2105 code for a protein of 540 amino acids. Gene Ontology annotation, molecular function: DNA-binding transcription repressor activity, RNA polymerase II-specific; RNA polymerase II cis-regulatory region sequence-specific DNA binding. The transcript has 5 exons. Gene Ontology annotation, cellular component: nucleoplasm.